Molecule: messenger RNA, 933 nt
Organism: Lasiosphaeria miniovina
Lineage: Eukaryota; Fungi; Ascomycota; Sordariomycetes; Sordariales; Lasiosphaeriaceae
Exons: 1
Coding region: 436-672 (78 amino acids)
Source: RefSeq, a predicted model, not a curated record
AAGAAGAGUUCAAGUAACCAUAGGUAAAUUUGUCCACUUUUUUUUUCGCUAAAACAAUCUCGGCUUUUCCCAUAACGAACUUCGCUAACCAUCCCGAUCGCCCGUCAUUCUAGAAACGAAGUUUGCUUUCGAUAUAACUACAUCAGGGUCACCGAUCUGCCGUGCAAGUACUUCGCCUCGUCCUCACAAUCUCCGCCCCCGCUCACUCAGCUCGGCUACCUCCACUUAGGCGAGCUCGCGAGAGAGCGGAGAAACCGCCGUCGACAUCCCAACAACCCUAACCCCUACGAGGAUCCAUACCUUGUCGCGCUCCUCAUCGCGCUUGCGCAGGAGCAAGUGCGUAGGCAGCGACUCAGCAAUCCGGACAGAGGCAGCAUCAACGACGAGAAUGCUAGGCACAAGUUGUUCGAUGGCUCGACCAAUGUUCCCUCGCAAAUGCUCCUAGUCACUAGUCUAGACGAUACUACAUGGUUACACAUCUACACCAGCAACAUCUCGGCCGAACUUCUCGACAAGUUUGACCAUCCCUCCCGCCGUCCGCCCGCCCAAUUUCGGCUCGAAAUGGUCAUCUCUCACCGGCGGCUCGCAUUUGAGCCAUAUGAAACGCUGUCGCAGCGCCUCACAGCCGUCGUACAGCAGACGAUCGACAAGGACGGUUAUGACAACGGCUGAGGAGUGGUGACAAUGCUAAAGAACGUUUGAUUAGGGGUUUUGCUGCGAAGUCUGUGUUGCUGUGCCCUUUAUUGGCGCUGGCGAGCCUCCGAUAUUUUCUUCUUAGCAAUUCACAGUUUGGAGUAAAAUGGAUUUUAUUCUGAAGAGAGACUGGGGCGUCUGUCUUGAAGGUACUGUAGGGGCGCUGGAGAUGUCGCUCGACAUGGUGGAGCUCGUAUCGGGGCGCGUCACCGUAGGGGUAGAGGAAAAUUCGAUGUCCGU